This is a messenger RNA of Saccharomyces kudriavzevii IFO 1802, 1821 nucleotides long. RefSeq lists its product as uncharacterized. The transcript has a single exon. The record is from RefSeq and is a predicted model, not a curated record. Gene Ontology annotation, biological process: transmembrane transport. Gene Ontology annotation, molecular function: transmembrane transporter activity. Bases 1 to 1821 code for a protein of 606 amino acids. Lineage: Eukaryota; Fungi; Ascomycota; Saccharomycetes; Saccharomycetales; Saccharomycetaceae.
AUGGCACGUCAAAAGCUUACCUUUAAACAACAAAUGGAUGGGUUCCCCUGGGUCCAACUGAUGGUUGUGUCCUUAGUUAGGUUCAGUGAACCAAUUGCCUUUUCUUCAUUAUUUCCAUAUGUUUUUUUCAUGGUUAAAGAUUUCAAAAUUGCUCCCAAUGAUGCCCAAGUGUCUAAGUAUUCAGGUUACCUGUCUUCAUCGUUCGCGUUAUGUCAAGUCAUAUCUGCAUACCAUUGGGGCAGAUUCUCUGAGGCGCAUGGCAGAAAGAUAACUUUGACUUGUGGGCUUAUAGGAACAUCUAUAUCAUUAUUGAUAUUGGGGUUUUCACACAAUUUUUAUCAGGCUUUGGUUGCCAGAAGUUUAAUGGGAUUACUAAACGGCAAUGUCGGAGUUAUCAGAACCAUCAUUGGUGAAAUUGCCACUGAAAGAAAACAUCAGGCUUUGGCCUUCAGUACUAUGCCAUUACUAUUUCAAUUCGGUGCUGUUAUCGGGCCCAUGAUUGGAGGGUUUCUUGUAUUCAGAGAUGGAACAAUAAAUGAAGUGCCGUCAUGGUUCCCUGACUUCGCCAAAAAAAUAAUUAAAUCAUAUCCGUACGCUUUGCCUAACGUAGUUGUAUGUGUAUUCUUAAUGUUUGGCUUACUUAAUGCAACCUUAUUUCUGGAGGAAACACACCCUGUUUUCAAAAAUAGGAAAGAUUAUGGCUUAGAAGUUGGUGACUUUAUUAAAAAAAAUAUACUUGGCAUACAACCUAAAAGAAGACCUUGGCAAAAAUGCACUCAUGGUGGUUCGGAGAAUAUUGAUCAUGGAGACGAAGAAAUAAACGCCAAUGAAGUGCGAGUCCAUGACGAGAAUGAAAAUGCUCCGUUAUUAGACACUGUUAACGACAGUGACGCUGAAAGUGUGCAAUCCGUUGAGCCUAUUUUAACAAGAAGACAAUCUGUAGGACUGAUUAGGACAUAUUCCCUUCAUGAACCAACUGAUGCUCUGCAUGCUGAUACUGACACAGCUUCAGAUGGUUGUAAAGAAAGCAGUAUUUUUCAUCAUGUUUUCCAUACGAAAGUGUUUUAUCCUAUAUCAGUGAACUUCAUUAUGGCUUUACAUUUGAUUGUCUAUAAUGAAUUUCUGCCUGUCUUCUUGGCUUAUGAUUUAACUGUGGAUCCGGAAAAUCCGAAGAAGUUAGCUUCCAAAUUUCCCUGGAAAAUUUCGGGUGGUAUAGGUUAUGAGCCAGAACAGACUGGUACUCUUUUGUCGACAACUGGUAUAUUUGGUUGUCUUGUGGUCAUAUUUAUUCUUCCCGUUAUUGAUCGUAAAUUCGACUGUUUAACAAUUUUCAGAUCAUUAGUCAAGUUGUAUCCUAUUAUGUAUAUUAUGGUCCCAUACGUUGUCUUUUUACAAGGCGAACGGAUUCCCAGCUGGUGUACUGUAGUAUAUUUGUACAUAAUCACAGGGAUAAAGACGUUUUGCGGCGCCUUAACAUCCCCGCAAAUUAUGUUGUUGAUUCACAACUCGAGCCCUUUGGGUUGCAGGUCGGUCAUUAAUGGUGCCACUAUCAGUAUUUCUGCCUCUGCUCGAUUCAUAGGUCCUUUGGUUUGGGGUUAUAUUAUGUCUUGGUCCCAGCAAAAUGAUGUUGCUUGGGUCAGUUGGUGGUCGUUGAGUCUUUUCUGCAUGGUGGCACUUUAUCAAAGUUAUAAGAUAGCCCCAAUUGAUGACGAUGAAAACGCGGAUAAUCAACAAGACCGUGGAAGCACUAAUAAUCCUCGAACCAAAACUUCUAAUUCAAGAUUGGGUCGCCGCUCCAGUUUGAGUAGCUUGAGUAAUUAA